Fusarium verticillioides 7600 is the source of this 1153-nucleotide messenger RNA. RefSeq lists its product as hypothetical. The transcript is spliced from 3 exons. The record is from RefSeq and is a predicted model, not a curated record. Gene Ontology annotation, molecular function: NAD binding; oxidoreductase activity, acting on the CH-OH group of donors, NAD or NADP as acceptor; magnesium ion binding. The coding region runs from base 1 to 1110 and encodes 369 amino acids. NCBI's taxonomy places the organism in Eukaryota, Fungi, Ascomycota, Sordariomycetes, Hypocreales, Nectriaceae.
AUGUCUCCCUCCGCAGUCACCGCCAAGAAGUCCUACAGCAUCGCCUCCAUCCCCGCUGAUGGAAUCGGUCCUGAGGUCAUUUCUGCUGGUAUCGAGGCUUUGAACGCUCUGGCCGGUACUCUUCAGACUUUUGAUCUUGACUUUACUCACUAUGAUUGGAGUUCGGAUACUUAUAAAAAGACUGGGAAGUAUAUUCCUGACGGUGGUCUUGAGCAGUUGAAGAAGCACGAUGCGAUCCUCUUUGGUGCGGUUGGAGCUCCUGAUGUCCCUGAUCAUAUCUCCCUCUGGGGUCUUCGUCUGGCAAUCUGCCAGCCCUUCCAACAAUACGCCAAUGUUCGCCCAACACGCAUCAUGCGCGGCACACAAUCUCCCCUGCGUAACUGCAAAACGGGAGAUCUCGAUUGGGUCAUCAUCCGCGAGAACAGCGAGGGUGAAUACGCCGGUCAAGGCGGUCGUUCACACCGCGGUCACGCCUGGGAAGUUGCCACAGAAGUCGCCAUCUUCACUCGUCACGCUGUCAGCAGACUUAUUCGCUUCUCAUUCGAGGUUGCGCAGAAGAGGCCCAGAAAGCACCUGACUGUAGUCACCAAGAGCAAUGCCCAGAGGAACGGCAUGGUCCUUUGGGAUGAGGUUGCUGCGGAGGUGGCGAAGGACUUUCCUGAUGUUACUGUUGAGAAGAUGUUGGUUGAUGCUAUGACUACGAAGAUGGUUCUUAAGCCUGAGACCAUCGAUACCAUUGUUGCCAGCAACUUGCACGCUGAUAUUCUCUCUGACUUGGCCGCUGCCCUCGCUGGCUCAAUCGGCAUCGCACCAACAAGUAACCUCGACCCCAGCCGCGAGAACCCAUCUAUGUUUGAGCCCAUCCACGGCUCUGCGUUCGACAUCACCGGCAAGGGCGUCGCCAACCCAGUGGCUACCUUCUGGACAGCAGCUGAGAUGCUCGCAUGGCUGGGUGAAGAAGAGGCUUCGACCAAGUUGAUGGAGUGUGUUGAGAAUGUCACUGCCUCAGGUGUUCUCACACAAGAUCUAGGUGGAAAGGCGACUACCAAGGAGGUCACGGCUGCGGUCGUGGCAGAGAUCAAGAAGAGCCUUGGCAAGAGUUCGAAGUGAGUGUCAGUAGCGAGAUAAGAUGAUAGAAAAUGACUAGUUGGUG